This is a messenger RNA of Phacochoerus africanus (Common warthog), 3699 nucleotides long. It is a transcript of the gene TCP11L2, whose product is annotated as t-complex 11 like 2. The transcript is spliced from 10 exons. NCBI's taxonomy places the organism in Eukaryota, Metazoa, Chordata, Mammalia, Artiodactyla, Suidae. Gene Ontology annotation, biological process: signal transduction. The record is from RefSeq and is a predicted model, not a curated record. Bases 1142 to 2701 code for a protein of 519 amino acids.
UCAGAACUUCUAGUGAUGCUUCAUGGACUUCUGGGUUCAUAGCCUUUUAGCGAUUCCUCAGUAAAAGAUACCUGAUAGCUGGCCCCACCCCUCAGAAAAAUGAGGCGAAGAGAGCAGAUGCUAAGUGGAUCAAGUCAUGCGGCAAAUCAACAGCGGACGAUUGUUGUCUGUUGGCCUUUCACCCAGGACUUCUACCUCCUAACCUAGAGCUUUUCAGCUUUUAAAUCUUUGUACUUAGCUGCCUUGUUAAACACAAUUAAGAGACCUACGAAGUGUGCUGUUCAGCUGGAGUAGAAAAAUGAAAUGGACAGUUAUAGCUGUUAACCUGGUUCAUAAAUUCCAAUGGAUGAAAGCUUUUAUUCACCUUUACUUGGAAAAAUAUCCAAAGUGAAGAGAAACUGAGGGCAGAGCAUCAUUGCACAGUUCUUGCAGUGGAAUGGCCAUAAGAAAUAAUAAAGUGGAAAGAGUUUAGGAUAUUCUAGUAUGAGUGUGACGGGACCAGGGAAUACUGAGUCUUAUGCCAAAUAAGGUAGGUUUAGGUGGUAGGUUUUCUGCUCCGGGCCUUGAACUUUGACAGCAGCAGGCCUGUCAAUGCGUAGUGAUAUCAGUUUGCAAAUGUUCUGGUUGCAGCUGUACCAGAUGGGAUUCGGUAAUUCCGAUUCAGCUGACACCGAAUGAAUACUUGUCACAUACUUGACACUGAUGAUGGAUGAGACACGGUUCCUGCCUUAUUAAGGAGAGUCGAAACUAGCCACAGGAGAAGAACUACGAGGGACUAAGUGCUGUUAUGCAGAUACAGGAGAUGUGCUGCAGUCCCAUAAAGAAGAGUGUUUUUAGCUCAGGCCACGGCACAGAGGGAAGGCUUCCUGGAGAGGGUGGUGUUUUCAAGAAAUGCCAUCAACGAGAAGUAAAAUGUUGGUAAAGAGAGAGCGAGCGCAGGAAGGUGAAGGAAGGUGAAGCAGUUCAUUGGGGGUUUGAGGUUUGGUGGAAGUGAAAGGUUUUGAAACAGUGUCUUCUGUCUUCUCGUCCCACCCCUACCCCCACCUCUCUUCCAGCAGUUGGGUAUUAAAGCUCAAGGAGGAUCUGGUUUGCCUGGGGUAUAGGAGGUGCCAUCUCUUUAUCCACGCUCCAGUGACACAAGAUGCCCUUCAAUGGUGAGAAGCAUUGUGUGGGUGAAGACCAGCCGAGCGAUUCAGACUCUUCCCGGUUUUCCGAAAGCAUGGCUUCCCUCAGUGACUAUGAGUGCUCCAGGCAGAGCUUUACAAGCGACUCCUCCAGCAAAUCCAGCUCCCCUGCUUCAACAAGCCCUCCCAGGGUUGUAACAUUUGAUGAAGUGAUGGCUGCAGCAAGGAACUUAUCAAACAUGACUCUUGCUCAUGAGAUUGCUGUAAAUGAGAACUUUCAGUUGAAACAAGAUGCCCUCCCUGAGAACAGCUUGGCAGGUCGAGUGAGGCACAUUGUCCACCAGGCCUUCUGGGACGUCUUGGAAUCAGAACUGAAUGCAGAACCUCCUGAGUAUGAGCAUGCCAUCAAACUGUUUGAAGAAAUCAGAGAGAUUCUUCUUUCUUUUCUGACUCCUGGUGGCAACCGGCUUCGCAACCAGAUCUGUGAAGUUCUGGACACAGACCUUAUCAGGCAGCAGGCUGAGCACAGUGCUGUUGACAUCCAAGGCCUGGCCAACUAUGUCAUCAGUACGAUGGGAAAGCUGUGUGCUCCUGUGCGAGAUGAUGAUAUCCGAGAGUUAAAGGCUACCGGCAACAUUGUGGAGGUGCUAAGACAAAUAUUUCAUGUCCUGGACCUGAUGAAAAUGGAUAUGGUCAAUUUUACAAUUAGGAGCCUGAGACCACAUCUUCAACGUCAGUUGGUGGAUUAUGAGAGAACCAAGUUUCAAGAAAUUUUAGAAGAAACUCCAAGUGCUCUUGAUCAAACUACAGAAUGGAUCAAAGAAUCUGUACAUGAAGAAUUGCUUUCUCUUUCUGAGACUGCUUUAACUCCUGGGGCCGAAAACAGCUCCAAGCCAAGCCUGAGCCCUACAUUGGUGCUAAAUAACAGUUAUUUGAAACUGUUACAGUGGGAUUAUCAGAAAAAAGAAUUACCAGAGACACUCAUGACAGAUGGAGCACGUCUUCAGGAACUGACAGAAAAGCUGAAUCAAUUGAAAAUGAUUGCCUGCCUGUCCCUAAUUACCAACAACAUGGUGGGUGCUCUUACGGAGGGCUUACCUGAGCUUGCAAUCAAGCUGAAAAGGAUUUCAGCUGUUCUACUUGAAGGCAUGAACAAAGAGACCUUUAACUUGAAGGAAGUCCUGAAUUCCAUCGGUAUUCAGACUUGUGUUGAGGUUAACAAGACCCUGAUGGAGAGGGGUUUACCUGCUUUAAAUGCUGAGGUUCAAGCUAAUCUUGUAGGUCAAUUCUCAAGCAUUGAAGAAGAGGACAAUCCUGUCUGGUCCUUGAUUGAUAAACGAAUCCAGCUAUACAUGAAAAGCCUCCUUUGUCUGCCAAGCCCUCAAAAAUGCAUGCCUCCUGUGCCAGGAGGCCUCACUGUCAUUCAGCAGGAGCUGGAAGUGCUAGGCUCUCAAUAUGCAAACAUUGUGAAUCUCAACAAACAAGUGUAUGGACCAUUUUAUGCAAAUAUACUCCGAAAGCUGCUCUUCAGUGAGGAAGCCACAGGGAAGGCGGAUGCUUCAUCGUCUACUAACUAAAGAGGAACUGACAUUGGAUAAGAGAUUGGAAACCCAGCACUUAGGUACCCCUCCUGUUUUCAUCGUUGGCAUUACAGGCGCAGCACAUUCUCAGGCCUGUCUUUGGCACAGUGUUAGCCCGAAUCUGUGUAAACCAGUAACAUUAGUGUUGCAGAAGACAAGUGCAUCUCAUAGACUCUAUUUGUGCACCAUUUUCAAGUUCAAAAGAAACAUGUUUAAUGAACAGAAAGCAAUUUAUAAUGAAUUGUAUUAUCUAUAUAAUACUCGUGAAUGUUUUCUUAAGCAUUUAUAUCAGGCUUAUUCAUUCAACCCUUAAGGAGUUAUAUUUCCUCACUUGUCACUAUCAAACCUAAUGAUUUUUUUUUUUUAACUUUAGUACAGCUUCUUAAGGGGUUGAAAGUUGUGAAAAUAGGGUCUAUGAGAUGCACUUGUCUUCUGCAGCACUAAUGUUACUGAAUAAAUGAUGCAAAGUAAGGAUAAUUUUAUUAAUGUGUAGUAGAAACUUACACAGUAGGUCCUCAAAUUCUGCAACAUACCAAAAUCACAUUUUGUAAUACCAAUUGUCAGUAUUUGUCUAGAAUUUAAACAUAUUAAAUACAUUUUAAAGCUACAUACAAUUUUUCGAUAAAACCUCCCUUGUUCGUUUAGUGAAAAUAGGCACAAACUCCUUCUAAAAUUUUAUUCUAGAGGGUAGAUUCUUCUUGCAACUUAUCUUGCCCUCUGAGGGAAACAAUUUUUGCACACAUCUCUUUGUAAAUGUCCUGGCAUUUCUCAGGCCAUUGGUAAGGUUUAUAUAAGAUUUUAAUAUUUUUACAUAAGGCCGGAGUGGUUUGAAUUGGUUUUCUUGUAAGAAGAGAAGUUGACAAAAUGAGAUCCUUAUUUUCGGUGAAAUUCCCAUCUGAAAAAGAAACAGUAGAACUUUGGAUUUUUUUUUUUUUUAACCAUGUAAUGUGCUAGCAAAUGCCUUUUGUGCCGAUUAAAUUCUUGCCCUGCUGUGA